GCAAGAACAGCAGGCAAGAAUAUGCAGUGGUUUAUUGGCAUCAGUUGCGUUCUGUCGUAGUGAUCACUGUGCGGCAGUUUAUGUUCGCACACAUCGAACUGUUACGAGUGACGUGUCUCAUUGCGCAUUUCGCGAAAUCUCUGGUGAAGUUACGGGACCUGGUUCAGCUCUGAUGAGCUGACAGAAGCGGUCGAAGGUGGUGCCACGGGUAGUGCUUGAAAUGGAGCCGGAUCCCCAUUGGCAACUCUCUGGAACCUCUUCUGGCGCUCGAGACGCGGAGUUGCUGCGCCCGAUACCGGAGUUGACUGUGGGACCUAGUAUACGCGCGCGAACGCAUUAUGAUUACCCGCAGAUAGCUCCUCAGGGAGGAGAUGGAGACCGACCAACUCCGCCCAAGGAACCAGAGCCCGUCCAGCAGCACUCCGAAGUGGCCUUGCGGCUAGGAAGCAUACUCCUGGACAACUUGGUGGCGCAGCCGUGCAUAGUGCUGAGAAGACAAUGUCAGGUGCAUAGGGCUGCCAGCAAGUACCACUUGACACCAUGGACGCUCUUUCCAAUCAUCGCGAGGCUGCAGCAGAGACAGGGUUUGAUCACCCUCUGGAAAGGUGCACCAAGCAUGUUUAUUGUACGUGGCAUCAUUGUGGUGGUGGAGACUGUCCUUGCUGAAACGACCUCACUUCCUCGAGAGCUCACAUCACACAGUUCUCUUCGUCAGCUAUGGCAACAUCUGCUUCUCAAAAGCGUGGCCCUUGCUGUGGCAACGCCCUUCAGCUGUGCCAGUCUCGUGGAAGUGGUUCAGUGCGAGGGGGCCAGUGAACGACCGGGCUUAUUUGACUGCCUGCGUGAGGGUCUAGUGCGGCUGCUUCCACGAGGGGGUCCCAAGCGUGGUCGCCUGCUGCCCCUGUGGCGCCUCCUGGGCCCAUCCAUGGCUCAUGGCCUCGCCCACUACCUACUGUCCAGCGUGGUGCGAUGGGCUGCAUUGCAACUGCUCUGCAUUCACCGGCACAGACAGCACCGACAGAUACUACUGUUGCGGCACCAGGCUGGCAUUGUGCAUGGCCCCAUGGGCGAUGCGCCGGAAGUACAGCCAGAAGGUGCUUCAUUUCUUGAAGAAAUGGUGGCAUCACUCAUUGGUGCACUCGUGGCAGAUGUGCUGCUCUUUCCUUUGGAAACUGUACUCCACAGGUUGUACUUGCAGGGAACGCGAACCAUUGUGGACAACCUGGACACAGGCUGCUCGGUGACUGCCAUCAUAUCCCAGUACCAAGGACCAGUGGACUGCUUCCGGUGCAUAGUGGCUGAGGAAGGUGCAGCGGGCCUUUACAAGGGAUUCGGGGCUCUGCAGCUUCAAUACGUGCUCCAGGGAGCCCUGCUCAAGCUGACACAAAUGCUGUGCCAGGAGUUCUGCCCACAUGUCCUGUAGUACCGUGCUUCUUUUAUUUGCACACAUUGUGGUUUAGUGAGGGAGUGCUCGACCGUUCUGCCACCUUGCUUUCCAUGACUACACAAGUAAUAUGGUUCAGAAGUGGCACUGCUUCGGAAUCACUAGUGCAUCAGCCUAUGUCGUGCCCUGGCAUGCUAGAAAAAUUGUCACUUUUCUUUUCAGCACAGAAAAUUUGGCCACGUGAUGUGUAGCCACAUCUUGAAGAUGAACCUGUGCUGCACUUGGUGGCCCAGCGCUGAACACUUGGCACCCAUGAACAACUAGUAUGCAUGUAACUUAGGCUCCACAUGCUACAAACAGCUAGAAAGUCUGGGCAUCACUUCCAGUUGCAAUGAAUUUUACUAUAAUUUCAGCUGAAGGUGAUUUUCUUCCCUUGAAACGGUACCACUGCCUUCUGGGCUUGUCGCUUGGCUGCCCAGGAUGGAUGCAGGUCUGCUGGCACAUG
This is a messenger RNA of Rhipicephalus sanguineus (brown dog tick), 1889 nucleotides long. Its product is annotated as mitochondrial outer membrane protein SLC25A46. The transcript is spliced from 9 exons. Gene Ontology annotation, cellular component: mitochondrial outer membrane. The coding region runs from base 221 to 1423 and encodes 400 amino acids. Gene Ontology annotation, biological process: mitochondrial fission; mitochondrial membrane fission. The record is from RefSeq and is a predicted model, not a curated record. Lineage: Eukaryota; Metazoa; Arthropoda; Arachnida; Ixodida; Ixodidae.